CUUUACAGCAGCUCCCAGGAAAGGCUGAAGUUCUCCCGCACUCCAGAGAGAAGACUUCGCCGUUACCUCUCCAUUAAUCUCCUUUAAUAAUAGUGUUUCCUGCCCACGAUUACGGGUGUGCGUUCAUGGUCGACGUUCAAACCACACCCACACGGAGUUGGAGUUAUUUCAGCUACAGUUUUCUUAAUGAGAAACAUACUGGAUUGGCUUGUGCCCACUGGUUUGUUAUUGUACUGCUAAAUGCUGCUUUGAAGAAGUAAACUUAAUGAAAGACAACAUUCCUGGCUGUGCUCUGACCAGCACUCUUCUGCGAACGCCACCCCAUCCCUGAACCACAAGUUAGUUUAGUCCUUCUACAUCCUAGCAAAAGGGAACACAGUAUUAUUACUUUUCCUCCACGUUGCAUCUGAGCUCUCUGGUCAUCAUCAUGGGUGGCAGGUACAGUAAGGAAGAGGAAGAGAUCAUGAUCUCAGAUAUGUUCCAUAAUGCUGAGAGAUAUGGUGUGAUUCCUGAUAUUACCAUCGACAGCUCCUUACUGAUGUACUCAGGACUGGAUUCAACAGCUGUACUAGAACAGCACAGUUCUCAGUUGGUCAGUGACCUGGUGAGCAAAGUUCCAGACUAUAUGACCAACCUGGGCUCCUCUUUAUCUGCUUUCAAAUAUGUACCAAACGCAGUUGGAUUGGGCGCGUUGGUCAUCUCCUUCCUAUUAGACCUCAUGGUCAUUUCUUUGGUCAAGGUUCCCAAGGACAGCCCCCUGAACAUGAUGCGCCGGGUCUUCGCUGAAGAAAAGGCCUCAGGAGUCAGAGACUCCAUGGACGAGUACCUGAAACGCCUCCAAAAGUAUGUGUGGGAACCAAAACAGGCGCUAGAAGAAACCAAACGUCUGGAGAAACAGCUGAGCGAGCAGCUGACCCGCCUAAGGAACUCCAUGCUGAAGGAUGGCCAAAUGAGCUCCCGCGCCAUGAAGAUCUGGGCCAAUGGCGCGGCGUUCCAUGCGCAAAUGCUAAUCCACGAGGCGCGGCUCAUGAUGGCGGGAUACGGAUCGAAGAAAGAAAAGAACCUUGACGUUCGAGUAGCUUCUGUCCAAAACAUGGUAGACCACUAUCGAAAGGACUUGGAGGAAUUGUUAGAUAAGUACAAGAGCUAUAAACGCACUAACCUGCACUUGAAUACAAUAUGCUAUAUUUACAAAUACUGUUAUAUUUAUGACGCGGAGCUUAGGAUGAGUACAGAAUGCAAUCCUACAGCUUACCACCAUGAUAUUUUUAAGUCUAAAUAUUGUGGCGGAUCAUUGGACGCCUACAUGAACUACAUGUUUAGCAACUGGGGCCAAAUAAAGAAGCUGAAUGAGUAUUUUACUGUCCUUAAGACUAACAUCUUCUAGCCAAAUUGUUGAUAAAGAGGGACGUUACAUUUUGGUUAAAGGGAUCUUUGACUCUAGGGAAGUAACGUUACUUAAUGUUUAUAGACCACUGGGACAGGAUAAAAUAUUCAUUAAUAAAGUAUUUUAUUUAAUAGCUUCAGAAAUAUCAGUUAUUCUAAUUUGUGGAGGGGACUGGAACGUACAGUUGCACCCUACCCUAGACUCUUCAAGCCCAUCAAAAAAGGUGAAUUCUGAGACACUGUAUGUUAGGAAAAUGCUUAAGACAACAGGCAUGUUUGAUAUAUGGAGGGAGCUCCAUCCAUCUGCUCGACAAUUCACCUUUUUUUCCCACCCUCACAUGGUCUACUCUAGAGUUGACUAUUUUUUUAUGUUUCACUCAGAGAGACAUAGAAUUAUAGGGUGUGAAAUAGGAACUAAAGAUGUUUCAGAUCAUGCAGGGGUGUAUUUGAGACUUCAUCUUGAUGUUCAAUCUAAAAACACUAUUUGGAGAUUAAAUACUAGUCUUCUAAAUGAUCGCCAAUGUGAAGAAUAUAUUAGAAAAGAAAUUAAAGACUAUAUUAAAUUUAAUAAUAAUGAGGAUUUGUCACCCUGUGUAAUAUGGGAUGUGGCUAAGGCGGUAUUGAGAGGACAGCUCAUUAAGUGGUCCUCAAGAAAAAAGAAAGAAAGCCAGAUGCUAAUGACCAAUUUAACAAAUACCCUAAAGACACUGGAACAAAAGCAUAGUGAAUUAAAUGACCCUAAAUUGCUAGAUGAAAUAAAAGUGGUAAAACAGCAAAUUAACAAGAUACUUGACAAACAAGUGGAGAUUAAACUCAAAUACAUUAAGCAAUCUUACUACGAGGACGGUCAUAAAGCUAAAAAAUUAUUAGCUUGGAAACUCCGUAAACAACAAACAGAGAGGUCAAUUUUUAAGAUCAGAGAUCCUGAAGCGGAUGUAAUGCGUUAUAAACCAGAAGAAAUAUUACAGUCUUUUGAGAAAUAUUAUAUGAAAUUAUAUUCCCAACCAGAAGCAGCUGACCCCUCAACUGUAAAAAGUUUUUUGGAGUCUUUAGAUUUACCGUCAAUAGGAAUGGAACAAAACAAAUUGAUAAUACAAGAAAUCACAGAAAAAGAGAUUGAUGGUACAAUAUCAAAUCUAAAAACAAAGUACCAGGAGGGGAUGGUUAUCCGGCGGAGUGGUACAAAAUAUUUAGGGAAUUAUUGAAACCUAUGCUCCUAAAAUGUUUUAACUAUGUUCUAAAGGGGGGUGAAACCCCAGUACCCUGGAAACAAGCUGUUAUAUCUGUAAUACCUAAAGCUGGAAAGGAUAAGACAGACUGUGGAUCAUACAGACCUAUUUCAGUUUUAAAUAUAGAUUAUAGAAUAUAUGCUUCUAUAAUGGCUAAAAGACUAGAAAAUAUAAUCCCUGAUUUAAUUGAUACUGACCAAACUGGAUUUAUUAAAAACAGGCAGACGCAUGAUAAUGUGAGAUGUGUAUUUUUUUUUUGGUCGAGAGUAUGAGCAAAAAUAAUUUAA
Paramormyrops kingsleyae is the source of this 2902-nucleotide messenger RNA. Lineage: Eukaryota; Metazoa; Chordata; Actinopteri; Osteoglossiformes; Mormyridae. The record is from RefSeq and is a predicted model, not a curated record.